UCCUCUUCAGUGACUGAACAUCCAAAACCCUCAGCGAUGAUGUCUCGAUACGCUGCAUUUGUUUUCUUCUUGUAUUUCGGAGUUGUGUCUCAUGGCAUUGAGGUUGAAGUCAAGAAUGACGACAAGUUGUGUCUUUAUGCCAAUCUGACCGUCAGCUUCUCAGUCACCUAUGAAAUUGCUGAUAACAAGAACAAAACUGUUUCAUUUGAGCUUCCUGCCAAUGCAUCAUCAAAAGGCAGCCAUUGCAGCGACAUAAACUCUGCUCUGAAGCUCAGCUUUCUGGACGGACACUCCUGGAGUGUGAAUUUCUCCCUGAAAGACAAAAACUACCAGGCAGACACCAUGACCUUCGUUUACAACCUCAACGACUCAAAAGUCUUCCCGGAUUCUUCAUCCAAUGAAACUGUCACCGUGACAACAAAGCCUGACAUUACAGACGUCGGCGUGAACACGUCCUACUCGUGCAAAAGUAAAGACACGCUCGUCGCUUCGCUCCAGGCCAACAUGACUCUGUCGGACGUGCUCAUUCAGGCCUUCAUCGUCGGCGGCAACAGGAGCAAGAACCUAACAACCUGCCCUGCGGACACACCCGUCACUCCCACUCCCACUCAUGUCACUAACGCCACCACUGUGGCGCCGGUCACUAACGCCACCACUGUGGCGCCGGUCACUAACGCCACCACUGUGGCACCCCCCACCACCCCCACUCCCACUCUGCCCACUCCCACCGUGGGGAAUUACUCCAUCAGGCACGACGCCAACAGCACGGCCUGCCUGCUGGCCAACUUCGGCCUGAGGAUCGGCUUCACUCAGAACAAGAAGUAUCAGGAGGUGAACUUUGACCCUCCGACUGAAGUUUCUGGAAGCUGUGGAGUCGACAACAGCGAGCUCAUCCUGGUGUCCAACAACAUCACCGUUUCCCUCUCAUUCUACAAUGACACAAAGAAAUUCCGCCUCCAUGCAGUGAACGUCACCAUCAACUCCAGCUCCGGGGUUUUUGCUCAGAGCAGCGCCAACCUGAGUCUGUGGGAGGCGGCGGUGGGAAGCUCCUACAUGUGCAACAAGGAGCAGAACUUCACAAUCACCAGCCUGCUCUCCUUCUACACCUUCAGCCUGCAUGUGCAGCCGUUCGGCGUGAAGAACGGCCUCUACAGCACAGCCCAUGAAUGUUCAUUGGAUGACCCCAGCAUCUUAAUCCCAAUCAUUGUUGGUGCUGCUCUGGCUGGCUUGAUUCUCAUUGUAGUGAUCGCUUACGUGAUUGGUCGAAGAAAGACCCAUGCUGGAUAUCAGACCCUUUAAAUCCAGCGUGCGUUCGCUCCUCACAUGUCACGGGAUUCCCAAGCCUGGUCCUUGGGUUUGAUCUGGCAAAUCUAUUUAAGAUUGAAAAAUCAUUUUAGUAUCAGCUGGUGAUAAAAUUAAGUAGAAGAGAAAAAACUUGAUUAAAUUGAAUCGGCCCAAAGAUGAAUUUGAUGUUUUCCUCAAGGACCAAACUUGUUUCUCCCCUGGUUCGGUUUGUUUUUGUCCUUCCCAUUUUGCUUCUUGUUAAUGCUAAAGUUCAGGUGAACAGCAAAGCUCGUUUUCUGUGUGCAGAAACGCCUGAAGAUUUAUGACCUCUGGUCAGUUCGUCUAGUUUUUCACACGAGAUCUUCAGCUUUUAUGAUCCUGCACUUUGCUCAGCACACAUUCCCUCCCUCGUUUUGUUUUGUUCUUUAUGGUUUUUCUUUUCACCCCAAUAAUUAUCAAAUCGAAAUAUUCAAGCUGCUUUCUGUGUCCAUUUCCAGAAUUUCACUAACACGGGUGAGUGAGGUGGGUUUCGGACCCGUGUUGAUCCCUGUAGAGCAGGAGAAGUCUUUGGAUUUAUUUCAGACUUUGAGGCUCUGUUCAUGUUAUCAGAGCAUAAGGAAAUAUCGGGGUCAUUAUAGAUUAAAAAGGAAGUAAUAACUGACCACAGAGGACUGAAUUGUCAAAAAAACUCUUUUGUAGAAUAAUUUCACAUAUUUACAAGAGAACUUGGAUAUUCUCAAAUGUCCAACAUAAAUUUGCAAAAAA
This is a messenger RNA of Poecilia latipinna (sailfin molly), 2049 nucleotides long. It is a transcript of the gene lamp2, whose product is annotated as lysosomal-associated membrane protein 2. Bases 37 to 1299 code for a protein of 420 amino acids. NCBI's taxonomy places the organism in Eukaryota, Metazoa, Chordata, Actinopteri, Cyprinodontiformes, Poeciliidae. Gene Ontology annotation, biological process: establishment of protein localization to organelle. Gene Ontology annotation, cellular component: plasma membrane; lysosomal membrane; late endosome membrane. The transcript is spliced from 9 exons. The record is from RefSeq and is a predicted model, not a curated record.